Exophiala spinifera is the source of this 1371-nucleotide messenger RNA. RefSeq names its product RuvB-like helicase 1. Gene Ontology annotation, cellular component: Swr1 complex; Ino80 complex; NuA4 histone acetyltransferase complex. NCBI's taxonomy places the organism in Eukaryota, Fungi, Ascomycota, Eurotiomycetes, Chaetothyriales, Herpotrichiellaceae. The record is from RefSeq and is a predicted model, not a curated record. Bases 1 to 1371 code for a protein of 456 amino acids. Gene Ontology annotation, molecular function: ATP binding; DNA helicase activity; ATP hydrolysis activity. The transcript is spliced from 4 exons. Gene Ontology annotation, biological process: box C/D snoRNP assembly; chromatin remodeling; regulation of transcription by RNA polymerase II.
AUGGUCAACAUCAGUGAAGUCAAGGGCAACACGCGCGAAAACAGGACCGCGGCGCAUACACAUAUCAAGGGAUUAGGAUUAAGGCCAGAUGGUACCGCAGAGACUUCCGGCCAUGGCUUCGUCGGGCAGACUGCCGCCCGAGAGGCUUGCGGCGUGGUUGUCGAUCUCAUCAAAGCGAAGAAGAUGUCUGGACGAGCGGUUCUGUUAGCCGGAGGCCCAGGCACCGGCAAGACCGCUCUAGCGUUAGCAGUCUCGCAAGAACUUGGGACAAAGGUUCCUUUCUGUCCCAUAGUGGGCAGCGAAGUGUAUUCUACGGAGGUCAAGAAGACCGAGGCAUUGAUGGAAAACUUCAGAAGAGCCAUUGGUCUCCGAGUGCGGGAAAUGAAAGAGGUCUACGAAGGCGAAGUAACCGAACUCAUCCCCGAAGAAGCAGAGAAUCCGCUAGGAGGUUACGGGCGCACGAUUUCUCACCUCAUACUCACGUUGAAGUCGGCCAGAGGCACCAAGAAACUACGUUUAGAUCCAAGUAUCUACGAAGCCAUCCAGAAAGAAAGAGUGAGCGUUGGAGACGUGAUCUACAUCGAAGCAAACACAGGCGCAUGCAAGAGAGUUGGCCGUUCGGAUGCAUAUGCAACCGAAUUCGAUCUCGAGGCUGAAGAAUACGUCCCGGUGCCUAAGGGAGAAGUCCAUAAGAAAAAGGAGGUUGUACAAGAUGUGACAUUACAUGAUCUUGAUAUCGCCAACGCCAGACCGCAGGGUGGCCAAGAUGUUAUGAGCAUGAUGGGCCAGCUGAUGAAACCGAAGAAGACAGAGAUUACAGACAAGCUAAGAGCCGAGAUCAACAAGGUGGUCAGCAAGUAUAUCGAUCAGGGCGUUGCCGAACUCGUGCCUGGUGUGCUGUUUAUUGACGAAGUGCACAUGCUCGAUAUUGAGUGCUUCACCUAUCUCAAUCGCGCUCUCGAAUCUCCCAUCUCACCAAUCGUCAUUCUGGCCUCGAAUCGAGGCAACACUGUGAUCCGCGGCACACAGGAUAUCACAGGAGCACAUGGCGUGCCUCCGGAUCUAUUGGCGCGUCUGUUGAUCAUUCCUACCCACCCCUACAACGAGUCCGAAGUUCAGACAAUUGUUCGGUUGCGUGCCAAGACAGAAGGCCUGGCUAUUUCAGAUGCAGCGUUGCAGAAGGUUGCCCAGCAUGGCACAAGUGUCUCGCUACGAUACGCUCUGCAGCUGUUGACGCCCAGCAGUAUCCUGGCCAAGGUCAACGGAAGACAGGAAAUCGCACCCGAGGACGUGGCCGAGUGCGAGGACUUAUUCAUCGACGCGAGAAGAAGUGCUAAAGUUGUCGAGAACGGAACAGGAUUCAUCAGCUGA